AUGUCACAAUUCAUUCCAUCGACUCUAACCAUCCAACCAAGCACUUCAUCAUCAUCUUCAACCACCACUUAUUUAAAUAACCAACAACAAGAACAUUCGAAAGAAAAAGACAAACAUUCGAAUAGAAAAUCACUCUAUCUAGUCAAAGUCCAUUUCGGUCAAGCACUUUCCGAGUCGGAAAUUCCCGAAUUUAUCAUCAAAUCCAUGAAAUUUCUCCUAAAACAUUGCUACAAUGUUGAGGGAUUAUUUAGAAUUUCAGGAAAUGCAGCCGAUAUUUCAAAAUUGAAAAAACAAUUAAAUGAUGGACAAGCAAUUGAAUUGAAAAGUAUUGAAAAUGUGCAUAAUAUUGCUGGAUUGGUAAAGAUGUAUUUUAGAGAAUUACCAAAUCCAUUGAUGACAUUUGAAUGUUAUGACAUGUUUGUAAUUGCAGAUUCGAUACCAGAUGAAUAUUCAAGAUUGGAUUGUAUAAAAAAGUUAUUGGCCUAUAUUCCACCUUCGAAUAGAUUAUUAUUACAGACCUAUAGGGCAGGUCAAAAUGUUGUCAGAUCUCUCAUUGACCAUGUUGAUUAUUUCUUCAUGAAUGAUUGCCUUUCCUAUAUUGAAUAUUUGGAUACUACAUUGAACACAACAAUUGUUUGUUCAUCACCUUCGGCUACCACUAAAAUUUCUGAGGAAAUUUAUGGAUCCAGUGUUGAGGAAGUAACCUCAAGCAUCAAAAACUUAUCUGAAAAGAUUACUAGAUUAAUUGAAUAG
Naegleria gruberi is the source of this 753-nucleotide messenger RNA. Its product is annotated as rho GTPase activating protein. The transcript is spliced from 2 exons. Gene Ontology annotation, biological process: regulation of GTPase activity; signal transduction. The record is from RefSeq and is a predicted model, not a curated record. Bases 1 to 753 code for a protein of 250 amino acids. Gene Ontology annotation, cellular component: cytoplasm. Lineage: Eukaryota; Heterolobosea; Eutetramitea; Acrasida; Naegleriidae.